Molecule: messenger RNA, 1131 nt
Organism: Mercurialis annua (annual mercury)
Lineage: Eukaryota; Viridiplantae; Streptophyta; Magnoliopsida; Malpighiales; Euphorbiaceae
Product: probable E3 ubiquitin-protein ligase RHA4A
Exons: 3
Coding region: 194-859 (221 amino acids)
Biological process (GO): protein ubiquitination
Molecular function (GO): transferase activity
Source: RefSeq, a predicted model, not a curated record
UCUUAUUCCAAAUCUAUAUAUCAAUCCUUCUUAACUACCUCUCUAGCUACCCUCUCUCUUUCACUACACCUAAAAUUGAAACAUAAACAUAUAAAUUGCACAUAUAACAUUCAAUUGUACAUCUCACACAUGUUUCUCAAUUCUAAGUCUAAACUAGACAUUGGUGUUCAUACAUAAUCUCUUGUAAUAAAACAUGGCAAAUCCUCCAACUUCAUCUCCUACUACACAUCUUUAUCCUCAAGCACUUCAACUUAAACUCUAUCAAGCUUUCAUUUUUUCAAUUCCUAUUUUGUUUUCUAUAAUUCUUUUCCUCUUGUUUUACUUGUUCUAUCUCAAGAGAAGAGCUACUUCACUCUCUUCUCCUUCUAACCUUCUUCCUACUCUCCCAUCCAAUCAAAUUGCGCCACGUCUGCCCUCUGUUUGUCAGAUUGGUUUGAAGCAAGAAAUCAAAGACAAGCUUCCAAUUGUAUUGUGUGAUGAAGAAUUAAGAACAAGAGAAUCACAAUGUUGUGUAUGCUUGGGAGAAUUUGAGAUAAAAGAAGAACUGGUACAAAUACCAAACUGCAAACAUGUGUUUCACAUUGAAUGCAUAAAUCAUUGGCUGCAUUCGAACACAACAUGUCCUCUAUGUAGAUCUUUUGUUAAAAUCCCCACCUCAAAACUUGAUCAUCAAUCAUCAGACCAAGAUCAUCAUGAUCAUGAACAACAACAAGAGGUUGAUAAUAACCCAAUUACAGACCAGCAGCAACAUGUCUUAAAUAUUCAAGAAUCUUCAGUCAACUCUGUUUCUGCUGCUGACGAAAAUGUUUCUUCUGCUGCAAGUCAAGAUUCUGUUGCUUUACAUAUUCAAAUACAGUAACAUACAGAUGACAAAUUUUGGUUUAUUUUUGAAAAUUGUAAUAAAGUAUUAGGAAAACCCCCCUAGAUAUAUGGAUACAUUAAUCAACCCUUUAGUAUUCUUUUUGCUGCAGUAAUUGUAAAAUUUACAUGGAAGCAGUUUUGGUUGAGAUAGAGAUCAGUUGGUGUGAGAUAGAAUGUAGCAUUGUAUCACAAUUCUUAAGUACUAUGUUCAAUGAAUUCUAAAAUGUUCUGUAAAAGUUUGGGCAUAUAUAGUCCAUUUUUCAGAUUCUA